This is a messenger RNA of Onychostruthus taczanowskii (white-rumped snowfinch), 906 nucleotides long. RefSeq names its product ankyrin repeat domain 29 (gene ANKRD29). The record is from RefSeq and is a predicted model, not a curated record. The transcript has 10 exons. Bases 1 to 906 code for a protein of 301 amino acids. Lineage: Eukaryota; Metazoa; Chordata; Aves; Passeriformes; Passeridae. Gene Ontology annotation, molecular function: protein binding.
AUGUGCAGGAUGUCGUUCAAGAAAGAAACACCACUUGCCAAUGCUGCAUUUUGGGCUGCAAGAAAAGGAAACCUGGCUCUCCUCCAACUGCUGCUGAACAGUGGGCGAGUAGAUGUGGACUGCAAAGACAGCCUUGGCACAACAGCUCUGAUGGUAGCCUCUUACUAUGGCCACAUAGAUUGUGUACGGGAAUUGGUGUUGCAAGGAGCAGAUAUCAAUCUGCAGAGAGAGUCAGGUGCAACUUCUCUGUUCUUUGCUGCACAGCAAGGCCACAAUGAUGUAGUGAAGUUUCUCUUUUCAUUUGGAGCCUCCACUGAAUUUAAGAAUAAAGAUGGAGGCACAGCUCUGCUGGCUGCCUGUCAGUACGGGCAUGCAAAAGUAGUGGAAACUCUGCUGAAGCACGGCGCCAACAUUCAUGAUCAACUCUAUGAUGGAGCUUCUGCAAUUUUCCUGGCGGCACAAGGAGGAUAUCUGGAUGUCAUCCGAUUGCUGCUUUCUUCAGGAGCAAAAGUCAACCAGCCACGACAGGACGGGACAGCUCCCCUGUGGAUUGCCUCGCAGAUGGGUCACAGCGAAGUGGUGCGAGUGAUGCUGCUCCGGGGAGCUGAGCGAGACGCCGCGCGGGAUGAUGGUACCACUGCUUUACUGAAGGCUGCCAUUAAAGGCUACAACAAUGUGAUAGAAGAGUUGCUGAAAUUCUCUCCCACCCUUGGCCUGCUGAAGAAUGGCACCUCUGCUCUCCAUGCAGCCGUCCUGAGUGGCAAUGUGAGGACAGUGGCACUGCUCCUUGAGGCAGGAGCAGAUCCAUGCCUGAGGAACAAGGCAAAUGAAUUGCCAGCAGAACUAACAAAAAAUGAACGCAUCCUCCGACUCCUCCGUGCAAAGGAAAAGCAAAGGAAAAGCUAA